GUCGCACUCAUAUGGAAAUAAAUUAAAAUAUGAUAUUAUAUUUAAGUUCUUUCUAUUAUAAGACUAUUCCUAAAUUGCGGAAUGGGUUGAAUUAUAAAAGAUAUCAUAAAGUUGCCUUGAGUCAUUUUGAUCCAAAAUCAUUUAUUGAUUAUGAAACUAUGGUUACAAAAUUGAAAAUAAUUAGAAAACGAUUAAAAUGUCCAUUAACACUAUCUGAAAAAAUUUUAUACUCUCAUUUAGAUGACCCUGAAAAUCAAGAAAUCGCCCGUGGUAAAAGUUAUUUAGCCCUUCGGCCGGAUCGCGUAGCCAUGCAAGAUGCCACUGCUCAAAUGGCCAUGAUGCAGUUCAUAUCAAGCGGACUGGCUCGAGUUCAGGUCCCGUCCACCAUCCAUUGCGACCAUUUAAUCGAAGCCACGACCCACGGCGGUCCUAGCGAUCUGAGUAAAGCUAAGCAACAAAAUGAGGAAGUUUAUCAUUUUUUAUCGUCUGCGGGUAGCAAAUAUGGCGUUGGAUUUUGGAAACCUGGAAGUGGCAUUAUUCAUCAAAUUAUAUUAGAAAAUUACGCGUUUCCGGGUGUACUAUUGAUUGGAACGGAUAGCCAUACCCCCAACGGAGGAGGAUUGGGCGGUUUAUGUAUCGGUGUUGGCGGUGCCGACGCGGUUGACGUUAUGGCCUCUCUACCCUGGGAACUCAAAUGUCCAAAUGUGAUUGGCGUUAAAUUGACAGGCAAAUUAAGGGAUUGGACAUCUUCCAAAGACGUAAUACUAAAAGUAGCGGGUAUUUUGACUGUCAAAGGUGGAACUGGCGCCAUAAUCGAAUAUUUCGGACCGGGUGUAGAUUCCAUAUCUUGCACGGGUAUGGGUACCAUAUGUAAUAUGGGUGCAGAAAUUGGGGCUACCACGUCGGUAUUCCCUUAUAACGUUUCCAUGAAAAGAUAUUUAGAUGCCACAAAGAGAAAAGAUAUCGGAGAUCUAGCAGACCAGUACAAGGAUCUUCUAGUUCCGGAUAAGGAUUGCCAUUAUGACAGGGUCAUCGAAAUUGAUUUAGACCAGCUAGGACCUCAUGUAAAUGGUCCCUUUACGCCAGAUCUAGCUCACCCGAUUGCGAAACUGAAAGACGCGGCCAUAAAGAACAAUUGGCCUUUAGAAAUUAAAGUUGGUCUGAUAGGCAGCUGCACCAACUCUAGUUACGAGGACAUGGAACGGGCCGCCAGCGUAGCUCGAGAGGCCUUAUCUCACGGCUUGAAAUCCAAAUCGGCUUUUACGGUCACACCAGGCUCCGAGCAGAUCAGGGCAACCAUAGAAAGGGAUGGGCAGGCGGAUAUUUUUAGAGAAUUUGGCGGAGUUGUUUUAGCUAAUGCCUGUGGCCCGUGCAUAGGACAAUGGGAUAGGCAAGACGUUAAAAAAGGCGAGAAAAACACAAUAGUCAGUUCCUACAACCGUAAUUUCACUGGCCGUAACGACGGAAAUCCCGGUACACACGCUUUCGUUACAUCCCCCGAACUUGUAGUCGCGAUGAGCAUAGAAGGGAGACUCGAUUUCGAUCCCGUUAACCAAGAGCUCACGGACAAAGACGGCAAAAAGUUUAAACUCUCAAGUCCGCACGGGAACGAAUUACCGGUUCGCGGAUUUGACCCUGGCGUGGACACAUACCAAAAACCGCCCAGCGAUGGCUCUGGCGUCAAGUUGGAAGUCGACUCCAAAAGUCAAAGACUUCAAUUGCUGACACCUUUCAAGCCUUGGGACGGCAAGGAUAUCAUCGACGCUCUCAUACUUAUCAAGAUUAAAGGUAAAUGCACAACCGAUCAUAUCAGCGCCGCUGGACCGUGGCUUAAAUACAGGGGCCAUUUGGACAAUAUCUCAAAUAACAUGUUCAUUGGUGCCAUCAAUAUAGUCAACGAUAAAGCGAAUAGCAUUAAGAAUCAGCUGACAGGCGAAUUCGACGCGGUUCCAGCCACGGCUCGUUACUAUAAAGCUCACAAUGUUAACUGGGUGGUUGUAGGCGACGAAAAUUACGGCGAGGGAAGUUCUCGAGAACACGCGGCUUUGGAGCCUAGACAUCUGGGUGGGCGAGCUAUCAUAGUCAAGAGUUUUGCCAGAAUUCAUGAAACUAAUCUAAAAAAACAGGGUGUCCUACCUUUAACUUUUGACAAACCAGCUGAUUAUGAUAAGGUACAACCAUAUGACAAAGUCUCCUUAUUGGACUUGAAAAAUUUAGCUCCAGGAAAACCAGUUAAAUGCGUUCUAAGUCAUGCCGACGGUUCGAAAACAACUAUUUACUUGAAUCACACCAUGAACGCGCAGCAGAUUGAAUGGUUCAAAGCCGGUAGCGCCCUCAAUAAGAUGUCUCAGCUAUUUCGCGAUAUGAAAGAAUCGAAACAAUGAAUAUUUUAUAGCUACCUAAUCAUAUUUCGCAACUUUUCUUGUCUACUUUUUUUUUAAAAAAUUCCAUCUACAGAAAUCCCUUGUUAGUUAAAUAUUUAAUUUAUUUUUUAAAAAAAAUUUAAUUCUGAUUUUUAAUCUCAACAAAACUUAUAAUUUCUUUUUUUAAACGCACAACAAUGUUUAAUAUUUGUAA
Gordionus sp. m RMFG-2023 is the source of this 2577-nucleotide messenger RNA. RefSeq names its product aconitate hydratase, mitochondrial-like. Gene Ontology annotation, molecular function: aconitate hydratase activity; 4 iron, 4 sulfur cluster binding. Gene Ontology annotation, biological process: tricarboxylic acid cycle. The record is from RefSeq and is a predicted model, not a curated record. Lineage: Eukaryota; Metazoa; Nematomorpha; Gordioida; Chordodea; Parachordodidae. Bases 30 to 2384 code for a protein of 784 amino acids. Gene Ontology annotation, cellular component: mitochondrion; cytosol. The transcript has 21 exons.